Hibiscus syriacus is the source of this 1061-nucleotide messenger RNA. RefSeq lists its product as uncharacterized. The transcript has 5 exons. The record is from RefSeq and is a predicted model, not a curated record. Lineage: Eukaryota; Viridiplantae; Streptophyta; Magnoliopsida; Malvales; Malvaceae. The coding region runs from base 33 to 1061 and encodes 342 amino acids.
AAUCAUCGCAUGGUUCCUGAUACAUUAAACAGAUGUCUUGUGGCUUUGAACGAACCCCUCUACAUACACGGAAAGUGUCAGAGGUAGGAAAGGCUAAUAGGUCCAGGAAUUCUUUGCAGCUCGAUGGUUAUAGAAGAUCUUCUCAGGAUUCCAGAAUUUCUUCUUUCAAUUUGAGAAACAUUGAUCAGAGGUGUACCAUAUUGACUUUCCCAACACUCGAGUGUGAUGGGCAGUGGAGAAUUAUUGCACUACCCUUGCAAUUUUUUGAUUACACUGAACGUUUCGGAAAUGGAACUCGGGUCAAUAUGAAUAGCCUGCAUCUGGUCCCCUCUCCCUCCGUUAAAUCAUUUAAGGUUGAUGGACGGGAGACACAGAAAGGGCCUCAACAUGAUCAGAUUACUUAUUCUGCCAAGCCUUUUAGAACCAGAAGCUUGUCGGGCUCCAAUGUGCAACAACAAUUCCGCAACCGCACCAUUGUACAUAAGAUGACUAAAUCGAGUGAAAUGUCCUACUGUUCUUCUCGUCAUAGUUCUAUCACUUGCUAUGAUUCUUCUUCUGUCAUGUCAAAAGGAUCCAAUGCUACUAUGUUUAUUGAUUGUUCCGAGGUAGACAAGUCUACAAAGAGGAAUGCACAGAAGAAGGCAAGAAGGAAGGGGAAGCAUAAAAAGAAACAUUUGUGCGACUUUGGCACUUCAGAAUAUGAGGUUUGCGUGGAGUAUGCCUGUGGAAGUUCAGGAUCAGAAUGUUGUGAGAGCAGUAGUGGUGUUGUUACAAGUUCCCAAACACAAAAUACAUGCACAUGUGACAUUGAUGAAGUGGAUACAUCAGAACCUAUUUUACCUUCUCAUGCUCAGAAGUACGGGGAGCAUACAUAUAGCUCUGAAAUCAGUAGCGAGGACCUGCAACUUUCUAGGUGUCAAGGGGAUAUAGAGAGGAGGCAUCCUUCACGUACAGGCUCUCUUGUAGGUAUACAUCAGAAGGAUUUCUCAGACAAGCAUGAUUCUCUAGCGUUGGAUCCCUCUUCUAAGAAUCUUGGAAACAGGAACCAUAUUCAAAAGUGA